Messenger RNA from Brassicogethes aeneus, 1575 nucleotides. Lineage: Eukaryota; Metazoa; Arthropoda; Insecta; Coleoptera; Nitidulidae. The record is from the annotation of a GenBank genome assembly.
UUUUAUUAACUACAUGUGUUUUCGGUAAACAUAGAGAAAAAAACCGAUACGGAUUAUCACACGUAUUUUCUUAUUUUAAACUCGGUAAUGAUGCUACAACUAACUCAAACUUGACUAAAAACACCUAAUAAAAUGUUAAAGCCGAAAUUAACAAGUUUACUUACCUAAAACAAAGAAAAUUUGGAUUAUAAAACUUCGUACACACCACUUCAACAACGCUGUCGGCCAUUUGUAAUUUCUCAAACCGAACAUCAACGAACAAGUUGGAAAAGACCAAUCACAACAAAGUAAGAAUCACGUGGUUAAUAACUGGGGUUUGUCAAAAACAACUUGGGUUUCAACGCAUGCUAGAUUUAUUUUACUGUUGCCUGUUGUCAAAUUCCCCUUAUACCCCCCUGAUUUUAGUAUUUCGCGUUUCCGAGGCAACUUCAUGUGUUAUUUUUUCAUUUGCGUCAUAGAAAAAUAAAAUCAAAUUUUAGUUCGCCAUUAAUUUGUCAAAAACUUUAAAUUUAACGUAAUUAUGAGUAAAACAGCUGUGGGAAGCAGUAAAACAGCUGUGGGAAGUAGCAAGACAGCAGUGGGAAGUAUUAAGGAUAAAGAUAAGGAUAAAGGUGAUAAGGAAAAGGAAAAAAGGGGGAUUGUUGAUAUUUACGAUGAGGAAUUUUUUCUUAACCUAAAAUUGGCCAAAAAUCUUAUCAAUGAAAUGAACUCUGACACAGACAAGGGGAUUUGUCGAAAGUGGUUGGCCCGACUGUGCCACAUGAAGUCUUCAGACCCUUUGGUGAAGAAAAACAGAAACGAGUUUUUUAUGUAUUUGUUGCAAAUGAUGAAACUGUAUCUGGACAGGCAGAAGACCUUACCUGGUGAAAAGAGCGAAGACGGCGGUGGCAAAGGGUGUGGAUGUAAAAAAGACUACAUGUGCAAAUGGUCCCCGGACAAACGCACAUACAUCGCAAUGAAACCUCUACCGGGAAAAGGAGCCCUAAUCUACAUGGCCGUAGCCAGAGAGCCCGAACUGGGUUGGGAACAUCAAUAAAUAAAUAGUACGGUGUAUCGAAAAAAAAAAAAUAAAGUCCUACUCACCAACUAAACUUAACUAUUUUCUUUAUACAAUCUUUCUAACGACGCUUUCUUCCGUUAGUUUUACCCGUUUUGCCUUUCCUUUGCCCCUUCCCGCUUUUAGGUUUCGGGUUCGAUCGUUUUUUGCCGCCUCGGCCCGCUUUCGGCCUCUCGUUUUUCUUCUCUUCGGAUCUCCUUGAAAAAAAAAAAAACAAACGCGUAAAGACGGCAAAUUAAUCGACGAAAUCGACUCACUCCACUUGUUCCUGGUUGAUUUGCCGGGCCACCGCCUUUUCGAUGUCGAUCUUGGGCUUCUUGUUCAGCACGCUCUCGACGAUGUUCAGAUUUUCGCUGCGCUCCUGCGUGCCGGAAACGGGCGGCAACUUCCGCUUUCUCGAGGCGCCCGGCGUGAUGGCGGCCACGCCCCUCGCUUCUUUCUCCUGCGGCAACUUGUCCUGGAACUUGCCCAGACUUGCCGUCGACGCUUUGGCUACCGUAACAGCCGCUUGCAACUAA